This is a messenger RNA of Chironomus riparius, 1055 nucleotides long. NCBI's taxonomy places the organism in Eukaryota, Metazoa, Arthropoda, Insecta, Diptera, Chironomidae. The record is from the annotation of a GenBank genome assembly.
AAAAUAUUAGUCAUUUCGAUAAACUUUUGCUAGAAAAAUGGGUCAAAUAUUGUUUUUGCAACAAAAUACUGCAAAAUACAAAGAUUAAAAGAAAAAAAUUAAAUUUCACAUUUAGAGUAAUCAGCAGCAAACAUGGAAGUAUCUCCUAGUAUUCAGCAGACUACUUAUGAUCAGUUCCACAAGCUCAUUAAGGAACACUCGACAAACAAACAGGAAAUUGCUAAUUCUAUUAUCCAAAUCUUAGAAAAUUUAAGUCUCAAUACUUAUUCUGAAUUUCUUCAAAUUACCGAGAUCAACGAUCUCAAGACAGGAGAGUAUGAAAAAUAUUAUAAUACAUUAAAUUUAUUCGCUUUCGGAACUUACCGUCAAUAUCUGGAAAAUAAGGAUAAGCUAAUAGACCUUACUCCAAUUAUGGACAAGAAGUUAAAACAUCUUACGAUUCUAACGUUAGCAACACAGAAAAAGACAUUACCUUAUGAUGAUUUAAUGAGUGAACUGGACAUAAAAAAUGUUCGUCAUCUUGAAGAUUUGAUUAUUGAAGCUAUUUAUGCAGAGCUCAUCAAUGGAAAGUUGGAUCAGAAGAAUCGUCAAUUGGAAGUUGAUUAUGCUGUAGCUCGUGAUAUACAGACAGAAAAUAUCCAGGAAAUAGCCAAUAUUUUAAGUGAUUGGCUGAAAUCUUGUGAAAGUUGCUUAAGUUGUUUGCAGGAACAGAUUGAAUCGGCUAAUUCUGAAAAAGGGAAACGCGUUAAGCACAAAGAACGCUUGGAGGAGCAGCUUGCUGAAGUCAAGAAGAACAUCAAGAAACAGUCACAACAACAGAAUUAUGAUGAUCAAGAUGAUGUUAAACUGUAUCACGAAGGGAUAGAAAAAAAUUUAAAUAAGGAACGACGAGGAAAGAAGCCUUCUACAUCAAAAAACUGGUUUAAGAAUUUCUAGAUUAAUCGCCAUCAAGUCCUUGUUUACUAUUCUAUUCCUUUCAUGCUCACAUCCAGUUCAGUGCUCUUUCAAAAACUAUGUAAUUCACUCAUGAAGAAGUAAAUAAACUAGAUCAUCAG